Cuscuta epithymum is the source of this 3853-nucleotide messenger RNA. Lineage: Eukaryota; Viridiplantae; Streptophyta; Magnoliopsida; Solanales; Convolvulaceae. The record is from the annotation of a GenBank genome assembly.
GAAUUAGUUGCUGGCCUGACUACAAUGCUUAACGAAAAUAACGUCUUGGUGAAAUCUUUUCGUCAGGCUAAAGAAAAAAUAGUUACAGAUAAUGCCCCAAAUGUGAGAUUGAAGCUUAUCGGAAAGCGUUACGGGGAUGCAAGAACUUAUAAUUUACCAUCUGUUUCUGAGGUUGCGGCAUUGGUUGUUGGAGAUUUUGACGAAUCACUGGGUGAGAGGGAUAUAUUGGUUGAAACACAGUCAGGUGCACUCCAAAGAAUUAAUGAAUUAAAUCCGGCCUAUUUCGGGCUUCAAUAUCCAUUGUUGUUUCCUUAUGGAGAGGAUGGUUAUCGCGAGGACACGUUGUUGUCCAAGGCUAAAAAUGUUGUCGCGGGUGGUAGAAAAAGGGUUAGUGUGAGGGAAUUUCUUGCAUUUCGAGUUCAAGAGCGUUGUGACAAUCAUUCAUCCAUGGUGAGGAUGAAAAGGCUUUUUCAACAGUUCAUUGUUGAUGGAUAUACCCUGGUCGAGGCUGCUAGGUUGAGAUUUGUUAGGAUGAAUCAAAAGAAGCUUCGGUGUGAUAUGUAUAAAGGUUUGAGUGAUGCAUUUUUGCGUGGAGAAAAUGAUUCACGCACACAAGGCAAGAGAAUUGUGUUGCCACCAACCUUUACUGGAGGAGCACGUUAUAUGAUACAAAAUUACCAGGAUGCAAUGGCCAUAUGCAGAUGGGCAGGUUAUCCAGAUUUAUUCAUAACCUUUACGUGCAAUCCGAGGUGGCCUGAGAUAGAUCGGUUUCUCCAUCCAAGGCAUUUGAAAGCGGAAGAUCGACCUGAUAUAGUUAGUCGCGUUUUCAAGGUCAAGCUUGAUGGUUUGAUCAAUGAUCUCAGAAAAAAUAAAGUAUUUGGCAACGUCAAAGGAGGUAUUUUUCGGUUUAUUAUUCAUCGCACCAGGUGCACGCCAAACCUAUUACUAAUGUUCAUUUUUUUGCAGUUGUUUAUACGAUAGAGUUUCAAAAGCGUGGCUUACCUCAUGCGCAUAUUUUGUUGUGGUUAGCGAACGAAGAUAAAUUGCCAUCACCUGUUGAUAUAGAUAGGGUAAUAUCUGCUGAGAUUCCUGAUAUAAAAAGUGAUCCUAUGUACUAUGCUGCUGUGAGGGAUUUUAUGAUGCACGGCCCUUGCGGUAAUUUAGCAAAAUCUGCACCUUGCAUGGUGGAUGGUAAAUGUACCAAGCGUUUUCCUAAAAAGUGGUGCACAACAACCUCCAUCGACGACGAUGGAUAUCCAAUGUAUAGGAGGAGGAACGAUGACCGCAGGAUAACCAAGAAUAAAAUUGAUUUGGACAAUCGAUUUGUUGUUCCGCAUUGCCGUUAUUUGUUGAUGAAAUAUGGAGCACAUAUGAAUGUUGAGUGGUGUAAUCAAUCAAAGUCCAUCAAAUAUUUAUUCAAGUACAUAAACAAAGGGCGUGACAGGGUCACUGCAGGUUUUUACCAGACAGUUGAUGGUGAUGUCCAACAAAAGCCAGUCGAUGAGAUACAGAUGUAUUAUGAUUGUAGAUACGUUUCUGCGUGUGAGGCUGCGUGGCGCAUAUUUGGAUUUGAAAUUCAGUAUAAGACUCCCCCGGUUGAACGUUUGAGCUUCCAUUUACCGGAAGAGCAAAGUGUUGUUUUUAGCGAUGAUCAACCUCUUGAUUCUGUGGUUAGGUCUUCUUCUGUUAAGGAUAGCAUGUUCACGGCUUGGAUGGACGCCAACAAGAAAUACCCGGAAGCUAGACUUUUGACAUAUGCAGAGUUUCCUCAAAAGUUUGUUUGGAAAAAAGAGACUAGAGAAUGGGCUCCUAGAAAACAAGCAUUCGCCAUUGGCAGAGUCUACUAUGUCCAUCCCGGUAGCGGUGAAUCUUAUUACAUUCGAUGUCUUUUGAAUCACAUUCGUGGUGCGACAAGUCAUGAGGAAUUGAGAACCUUGAAUGGUGUAACUUAUGAUACAUUUCGUGAUGCGUGCUAUGCGUUGGGUUUGUUGGACGAUGAUAGAGAAUUCAUCGAUGCAUUUAACGAGGGAAGUCAUUUCUCAACCGCUUUUUGCUUGAGGAUUCUAUUUGUAAUAUUGUUAUGGACUGAGUCAAUGGGAAGACCGGAGCAUGUUUGGCAAAAAUGUUGGUCGUACAUGGCAGAGGACAUCCAAUAUACGCGAAGGCGGAUUUUACAACAUCCAGAUUUAAUUCUUUCUGACGACCAAUUGAAGAGGUUUGCUUUGGAAGAAGUGGAAAGGUUGUUGCAGAGCCGUGGAAAAAGUUUGCGCGAUUACCCACCGAUGCCAACAGUGGAUCUUGAUUCAAUACUGUCUUCCAAUGACAGACUUAUUUUUGAAGAAUUGCGUUAUGAUCAAACGGCACAGACAGAAGAACAUUCAUCUCUGUUCAAGUCUCUUACGGAUGAGCAACUUCAAGUGUAUGAAACUAUAAUGCAAUCUGUUGAUGGGGAAGUUGGUGGAGUAUAUUUUGUGUAUGGGUAUGGUGGUUCCGGAAAGACAUUUGUUUGGAAGACUCUUUCUUCUGCCAUUAGGUCUAAAGGGGAUAUUGUUCUUAAUGUUGCAUCAAGUGGUAUCGCAUCUCUUCUUUUGCCAGGCGGACGUACGGCACACUCUAGAUUUGCAAUACCAAUAAGUCUAAAUGAAGACUCCACGUGCAAUAUAAAACAGGGAAGUCCCCUUGCCAAACUCAUUGUGCGGUGUAAAUUGAUUAUAUGGGACGAAGCUCCAAUGCUACACAGGUUUUGUUUUGAGGCAUUGGACAGAAGUAUGAGGGACAUAAUGCACUUCCAUAAACCGAAUAGUGGUUCUUUUCCGUAUGGGGGUAAAACGGUGGUUUUUGGCGGUGAUUUUCGUCAGGUGUUGCCGGUUAUACCUCAUGGUAGUAGGCAAGAUGUUGUUAAUGCGACGAUUAAUUCGUCGUAUCUAUGGUCGGAAUGCAUAGUCCUACGCUUGACCAAAAAUAUGCGACUACAGAACAUGACCAAUCCAUCAGAUUCUUAUGAUUUAAAGGUUUUUUCUGAUUGGAUUGCAAGCAUUGGUGACGGUCAGGCUGGUGAAUAUAAUGAUGGCCACGGUUGUAUUACUAUCCCUGAAGAUCUUUUGAUACACACAGAUGGAGAUCCUAUAGCUGCAAUUGUAGAAAGCAUAUUUCCCGAAUAUGUUGAAUCUGGCGGUGAUAUUAGUUGCUUGUGUGACCGUGCAAUUUUGGCACCAACUUUGGCUGUGGUAGAAGCUGUUAAUGACUAUAUGACGGCGCUCAAUGUUAGUGAGGUAUCAAGAACAUAUCUUAGCUCUGACACCGUGUCUAAGGUAGAAUCCACGACCGAUCUUAUGGCGGAGCUGCACACACCUGAAUUCUUAAACAGUAUAAAAUUGUCUGGUGUCCCGAAUCAUGAAUUAACGUUAAAGGUUGGUACCCCAGUGAUGCUUUUGCGCAAUAUCGAUCAUUCAAUGGGGUUGUGUAACGGUACACGUCUUAUUUUGACGAGGCUUGGUGAUCAUGUUUUAGAGGGAAGGAUUUUAACUGGGGUUAGUGCUGGACAAAAAGUUUUAAUUCCCCGGUUGUCCUUAACACCAUCAGAUACAAGCUUACCUUUCAAAUUUCAUAGGAGACAAUAUCCUCUUAUGGUUUCAUAUGCGAUGACUAUAAAUAAAAGUCAGGGUCAAUCUUUGUCACGAGUGGGUUUGUUGUUGAAAAAACCAGUUUUUACCCAUGGGCAGUUGUAUGUUGCAGUAUCAAGGGUGACCAAUCGUUCUGGAUUGAAAAUUCUUAUUGUUGAUGAUCAUGAAGGAACCACUAACAAGACUCAAAAUGUUGUGUUUAAAGAAGUGUUUAACAAUGUUUAGGUAUA